CGUCUCUUCGGAUAGAGUAUUAUGGGCUAUCCAGCAUUAUUGAGGCAGAGAGCUGAGGGAAAAAAUAACUGCGAGCUUUAAGUAAACAUGGAGCUCUCAGCCGUCGGGGAGCGCGUCUUCGCCGCCGAAUCCAUCAUUAAACGGCGCAUAAGGAGAGGACGGAUGGAGUAUCUGGUCAAAUGGAAAGGCUGGUCUCAGAAAUACAGCACCUGGGAACCAGAGGAGAAUAUUCUGGAUGAGCGUCUUUUCGCUGCAUUUGAAGAAAGAGAGCGUGAGAGGGAGAUGUAUGGGCCAAAAAAGAGGGGACCUAAACCAGAAACAUUUUUAAUGAAGGCAAAAGCUAAAGCAAAAGGCAAAAACUAUGAGUUCAGACGGGAAAUGUCUCGAGACUUACACGUGUCAUUCCCAGUAGCCGAACCGGUUGUGACGCCCAGAGCACGUGAGGGACUGCGGACAGUCGUGCCAACGAUUUUCCCACCGAGCACCAUCAACAGAGGCGAAAGUGUUCGUGUGCGUCCACCGGACCUUGAGAGAGACGCACUGACUCAUGGGAUACAACGGCCGCUGGAUUUUGCCAGCUCACCAAAAAAGCGAGGACCAAAGCCAAAGUUGCGUCCAGGAGGUUCAUCCGCUGAAGGUGUUAAAAGAAAGGCAGAUGAACCGUUAUCUUAUCGACCUUCCAAAACCGAGAGAUCAGGAGAGACCUCGAACUGUGAUGGCAUUCAUUUAACCCAAAAGUUUCAAGCAGAAUCCAGCCACGUUCAGAAGCAAAUGGGAAGCAGGUCAAGUGACGUCAAGUUCACACAUGGUGGCACCAUCUUAAAAGCUGGGCUUGGUGUUUUGGGACAUCGACGGAAGGACAGCUCAAGUGGUGCCAUAAGCCAAUCCAAGAUGAAACAUCCUUCCAAAAACCAUCUAUUUCGAUCCACCGGUCAAGCCAGAGAGCAACUGUCUCUGAGUUUUGUAGAUGAAACCGAUCAGUCCUGGUUGCCUUGUUUGAAGAAUAUGGAGAAAAUUAUUGUUACUGACGUAACAAGUAACUCUUUGACUGUAACCAUAAAAGAGAGUUCAACAGACAAAGGUUUCUUCAAAGAAAACAGAUGAUCAUGUGAUUUUUAGUUUAUGUAUGUAUGUAUGUGUGUGUGUGUCUAUGAAAUAUUGUAAUCAAAUUAGAAACAACCUACAUUUCUAUAUCAUUUCUAGUCUAUAAAUGUAAAGUCUUGCAAUUAUGUACAUAAUGCCAAAAAAAUAUAUAGUUUAUGUUUAGCUUUCAUUUCCAUUCACAUUUUCUAUGAAAAUUAAGUUUAUUUUUCUAUUUCCCAGAUUUUAUGUAACGUACACCCGUUGGUUCCUUCCUUUGGUUGCCUUCUUCAGCUUCAUUAUGAAUGUAGGUAUAGAUGCUGUUAACCCAUUAUUAAUGUUUCAGCUUAAUGCACCUUUUAAGGGACAUUUAGUCCCUCUUUUAUGAACUUAUGGUAUUUUUCUGGUUAGAUUUUGUAUAUAUUUGAAGGUCCAAACGGUAGUCUGUAUUAAAGCACACCCUUUAAAAAGAGUGAAGGGAAAUAAGCUACAUAUAUAAUUAAACCCGGUGUAGGCCUAAAUAUAUAAGGCACAAGCAUUUAGGGUUUAGAUUCGUAUUUCGUUAUUUUUCGUUUUUCUGUUGAACAUAAUUGUGGAUUUAAACAUUUCAAUAUGAAGCUGCUUUAUGAUCCUUUUCCGGUACAAAUCAUUUCUAACUUGCAGAAUACCUAAGUGAUGAAAUAAAACGUUUUAUUACAUUUAAAUGAUGUCAACCUGUUUAAUUAACGGUUUAGUGUAAACAAGAGUUCAGUAUUUUUGCAGAGCGAACAAUGUGUAUCACAUCGAAAAUAAAAGUGUAAUUUAGCUAUGUCUGGAGAAUUUAUUAAAAACCUAUUGAUCACGCAAACGCGCCAUUUGAUCAUUUGUAAAAUCAUUUUAUUAACGAAAUUAAUUUUUAAAACCCGAAAGCCCUUUAAAUCGGGUUUUUACUACAGACAGUGCUUGUAAACAAAGACUUAAAUAAACGGUAAACCGAUAUAUAAUAUUUUAAACAGCAUGUCGGCAUAUUUUGAAAAGAUUUGAUAAUGACCUGAAAGAUUUUACGCUGUUGUAAUUACAUUCAAAAAACAUUUAAAAGUGUUCAAGUUGUUCAAUGGAGGGAAACAAGCUGGCCAAAUACAAUCAUUCGUCCUAGCUCAGAUAUUCACUCCGUUUUAAACUUAUUUCUAUUAUAAAGAUAGGCUACACAUAAAAUUAUAUAAUAUUAUUGCAUACAAUUAUUCAAUUUUAUACAUUUAUUAUUAAGAAUAAUAAGCCACCGCACUGCCAUAAGUGUCGUAGCGAACAAGAAUUUGUAGUUUCUGUAUUUCUAUUUUUAAAGAUCUCUAAAGAAAGGGUAAUUAUUUCAUACUGGCGCUUAAUGUCUGUCAACAAAACCCACUAUCAGGCAUUCUCAAUAUUUUUCAGUAAUUACAAAAAUACAAAGGCUAAAAUUGGUUUCACGUGGGGCGUGAUUUCAAAUCGAAAUAUAAAAUUCUGUAACAAGCGCUUGUUGAGGAAGUUCAGUCCACCAAAUGCCACAAGAUGUCGCCAUGAACUUGAUACAACAGAUCCGUAUUCCUUUUAAUAAUCCCUUGAAUUCCAUCUAUCACCGAUAAACUGAUUUUUGCUUCAAAUUAAAUAUUGAGACUGCUCAAUGUGUCAACUGUCCCCGUGUUUGUUUUCAUUGGUUUCAUU
Molecule: messenger RNA, 2757 nt
Organism: Sinocyclocheilus anshuiensis
Lineage: Eukaryota; Metazoa; Chordata; Actinopteri; Cypriniformes; Cyprinidae
Product: chromobox protein homolog 8-like
Exons: 5
Coding region: 88-1104 (338 amino acids)
Biological process (GO): negative regulation of transcription by RNA polymerase II
Cellular component (GO): PRC1 complex; chromatin
Molecular function (GO): chromatin binding
Source: RefSeq, a predicted model, not a curated record